GACUAUCCGCUGGGCGGGGUCGGUGCUGGCCGAGGGGGCGCCGGCUGCCGGAGUGGACAUGGCGGCCGGCCCCAUUAGGGUGGUGUUGGUCCUUCUAGGGGUGCUCAGUGUCUGUGCAGCCAGCGGCCAUGGGUCCGUAGCGGAGAGGGAGGCCGGCGGGGAGGCGGAGUGGGCGGAACCGUGGGAUGGCGCGGUUUUCCGGCCGCCCUCGGCGCUGGGCGCAGUGGGGGUGACGCGCAGCUCUGGGACGCCGCGGCCAGGGAGGGAGGAGGCGGGGGACUUGCCGGUACUGCUGUGGUGGAGCCCAGGGCUAUUCCCCCACUUCCCGGGAGACUCGGAGCGCAUCGAGUGUGCGCGCGGCGCGUGCGUGGCGUCCCGGAACCGCCGAGCGCUGAGGGACUCGCGGACGCGCGCGCUGCUCUUCUACGGCACAGACUUCCGCGCGUCGGCCGCCCCGCUGCCGCGCCUGGCGCACCAGAGCUGGGCGCUCCUCCACGAGGAGUCGCCCCUCAACAACUUCUUGCUGAGCCACGGCCCGGGCAUCCGCCUCUUCAAUCUUACCUCCACCUUCAGUCGCCACUCGGAUUACCCGCUGUCGCUGCAGUGGCUGCCCGGGACCGCCUAUCUGCGCCGCCCGGUGCCUCCGCCCAUGGAACGCGCGGAGUGGCGCCGCCGCGGCUACGCGCCGCUGCUCUAUCUGCAGUCACACUGCGACGUGCCAGCGGACCGGGACCGCUACGUGCGCGAGCUCAUGCGCCACAUCCCGGUAGACUCCUACGGGAAAUGCCUGCAGAAUCGGGAGCUGCCUACCGCGCGGCUACAGGACACAGCCACGGCCACCACCGAGGAUCCAGAGCUCUUGGCUUUCUUGUCCCGCUAUAAGUUCCACUUGGCCCUGGAAAAUGCCAUCUGUAACGACUACAUGACAGAAAAACUGUGGCGUCCCAUGCACCUGGGCGCUGUGCCCGUGUACCGCGGUUCUCCCUCUGUGAGGGACUGGAUGCCGAACAAUCACUCCGUCAUCCUGAUUGAUGAUUUUGAGUCUCCUCAGAAGCUGGCAGAGUUUAUUGACUUUCUGGACAAGAAUGAUGAGGAGUAUAUGAAAUACCUGGCAUACAAGCAACCUGGGGGCAUCACCAACCAAUUUCUUCUGGAUAGUCUGAAGCAUCGGGAGUGGGGAGUGAAUGAUCCUUUGCUGCCUAACUACCUCAACGGCUUCGAGUGUUUCGUCUGUGACUACGAACUGGCUCGGCUGGAUGCCGAGAAAGCCCACGCGGCCUCUCCCGGGGACAGCCCCGUCUUUGAGCCCCACAUUGCCCAGCCCUCACACAUGGACUGCCCAGUGCCCACACCUGGCUUUGGCAAUGUGGAAGAGAUUCCUGAGAAUGACAGAAAAGAACAAGAGGGAAGACAGACCUUCAGGCUGGGUGCAGUGGCUCAUGCCUGUGAUCCCAGCACUUUGGGAGGCCAAGGUAGGAGGAUCGCUUGAGCCCAGGGAUUCAAGACCAGCUUGGGUAACAUGGUAAAACCCCAUCUCUACAAAAAACAGAAAAAAUUAGCUGGGCAUGGUGUGUGUGCCUUGUAGAUCCAGCUACUUGGGAGGCUGAAGUGGGAGGAUCGCCACUGCACUCCAGAAACUAAAAAAAAAAAAAAAAAAAACCUUCAAAAAUAUAUCUAAGCCAGAUGUGAUGGCAUGGGUCUGCAGUCCCAGCUACUCAGAAGGCUAAGGCAGGAAGAUCGCUUGAGCCCAAGAGUUUGAGGCUGUAGUAUGCUGUGAGUGCGCCUAUGAGUGCCAACUGGGCAACACAGUGAGACCUCUGUCUAAAAAAAAAAAAAAAAUCUGUUGGGCUGGGUGAGCUGGCUCACGCCUGUAAUCCCAGCACUCUGGGAGGCCAAGGCAGGCAGACCACCUGAAGUCGGGAGUUCAAGACCAGCCUGACCAACAUGGAGAAACCUCAUCUCUACUAAAAAUACAAAAUUAGCUGGGCGUGGUGGCGCAUGACUAUAAUCCCAGCUACUCAGGAGGCUGAGGCAGAAGAAUCGCUUGAACCCAGGAGGCGGAGGUGGUGGUGAACCAAGAUCACGCCAUUGCACUCCAGCCUGGACAACAAGAGCAAAACUCCAUUUCAAAAAAAAAAAAAAAAUCUGUUAAAAUUUGAUAUAGUAGGCACUGACAAAAGAGGUCAAAUGCAGGACUGAUUUCUAAGCUUGCAAUCUAUCUAAAUGCAGAUGCUAAUUUAGAGUGCAUAAUUAUUACACAAGUACAGACCUAGGUUAGGGCUUAAAUUUCAUUAUGUGCAAUAAAAAGGUUAAGUGAUGGUUAAGCAAGGUGUAGAUUAUCCUUACCUCUCCUAAUGACAUGGGCUCACAUUGGCAUUCCUUUCAUACUUUUACGUAUAAAGUGGGCAGUUGUUUCUGAAUGACUGUUGCUGGAGCCUCAGGCCUGCUUUGUGCUUGGUGCUUUCCAGACUUUCUCCUUUAUUCCUAUCACCAUAUACGUACUCACAAAAGAGCAGUGUAAACCAGGUAUUACAUUUCCACAAGGGAAAGUAGAACCAGGAAUAGCCACAUGAUACUUACCGAAAGCUUCACUUUCCCUAUAGAGAAAGCAAGCAACAUGAAUCUUCUGAUUUGGGGCCCAGCCUGCUGCUGUAUACAGAGGUUGGCAUUAUUGGUGAUAGAAAUGUCUGAUAGGAGUCUUUUAAUUAUACUCUGGAGUGUGGAGGUGGAGUGCAAGGCUGCUUCCUUUAUUACUGCAAGUGUUAUUUUCUAUUAUCUCAGGUUUCGUUUUGUGUAAUAAACUGCUUCUUGUUAAACAA
Messenger RNA from Homo sapiens (human), 2819 nucleotides. RefSeq names its product protein O-fucosyltransferase 4 (gene POFUT4). Lineage: Eukaryota; Metazoa; Chordata; Mammalia; Primates; Hominidae. The coding region runs from base 59 to 1489 and encodes 476 amino acids. Gene Ontology annotation, molecular function: peptide-O-fucosyltransferase activity; fucosyltransferase activity; alpha-(1->3)-fucosyltransferase activity. Gene Ontology annotation, cellular component: membrane; endoplasmic reticulum membrane; Golgi membrane. The record is from RefSeq and is a predicted model, not a curated record. The transcript is spliced from 3 exons. Gene Ontology annotation, biological process: positive regulation of protein secretion; N-glycan processing; glycoprotein biosynthetic process.